Messenger RNA from Peromyscus eremicus (cactus mouse), 522 nucleotides. RefSeq names its product cAMP regulated phosphoprotein 19 (gene Arpp19). Lineage: Eukaryota; Metazoa; Chordata; Mammalia; Rodentia; Cricetidae. Bases 213 to 503 code for a protein of 96 amino acids. Gene Ontology annotation, cellular component: cytoplasm. The transcript is spliced from 3 exons. The record is from RefSeq and is a predicted model, not a curated record. Gene Ontology annotation, molecular function: protein phosphatase inhibitor activity.
CCCCCCCCAGCCCCCCAGGCGGCUUGGACAGCUAACGUUCCUCUCCGGUGCCUCGGUGUGUCACCUGAGUAUACGAGAGAGCCGGGACUCGGGCCUGUGCCAGGAACCCAAGUUUUAUAGUGAGCUUUUGUUUGCUUGGGACGUUGUAUUCCCCCCCCCCUCCCCGCGCGUCCCCCCCGGAAGCGCUCCGACCACUUGUAAGCUUGCAGGAAAUGGAAGAUAAAGUGACUAGUCCAGAGAAAGCUGAAGAAGCAAAAUUAAAAGCAAGGUAUCCACACUUGGGACAAAAGCCUGGCGGUUCCGAUUUUUUAAGGAAACGAUUGCAGAAAGGGCAAAAGUAUUUUGAUUCUGGGGAUUACAACAUGGCAAAAGCAAAGAUGAAGAACAAGCAGCUUCCUGCUGCAGCCCCGGAUAAGACAGAGGUCACUGGUGACCACAUUCCCACUCCACAGGACCUUCCACAGCGGAAACCAUCCCUGGUUGCUAGCAAGCUGGCUGGCUGAUUAAAAGAGCUGAACUGCA